Molecule: messenger RNA, 4200 nt
Organism: Amoebophrya sp. A25
Lineage: Eukaryota; Dinophyceae; Syndiniales; Amoebophryaceae
Source: the annotation of a GenBank genome assembly
GGCUGUUGUGGAGAUGCCUGCGGAGAGGUGCCGCCACACCUGAAAACCAAUGUUUUCGGUGAAAAGAAUCCCUUUCUCCACGUUACUUUUAGAUUAUGAAAAGAGCCAAAGGCUUGCAACAGUAACUCCUUUUUAUGGAAUAACUCCUUCUCUGUUUUGGAGUGUACAAUUACCAACCUUUUUUCUUUUGAUGCUUUUGGAAUGGGUCAACAAUGGGGAAAGUCAUUACUUAUUAUGGGGACAAGCAUUAUCAUCAUCGCGCUUAGUCGACGUGUAUCUUCCAUUCCUAGUUAGAAAUCUACCUAACCACUAUCGUCAUGUCACUAGCCCCCUGGAGUGGUUCCCCAGGGAGAGGAGUCGAAAGGAACGCGAGACACUCGCUAGAGGGGGAACGUAAAAGGCACGCAAGGAAGGGGACAAAUGGAGAAACUAGAGUUCACGUCUUAACGUUCAAAGUUCACGUCUUAACGUUCAGAGUUCAUGUCUUAACUUUCGAAAUUCAUGUCGCAACUUUCAAAGUUCAGCCAUGUCUUAACGUUCACAGUUCAAGGCUGGGGGUCAACGUGUAGACUUAGAACUCAGAAUGUAAAUGUAAACUCAAAACUCAAAAUGUAAAUUCAAAACUCAAAUGUAAAUUCAAAAUUAAACAAGAAAAAUCAAAACCAAAGAAGAAAAAUCAAAGUCAAAAAACAUCAAAAAAAAAAUCAAAACCAAAAGAGAGGAACCAAAAUCAAAAAUGAAAAAAGAAAACAGAGGCCAAGCUUCAUAAGUGAAGAGAUUCCUGAUGUUGUGAUCCUGCGUAGCAAGUAAUACUCGGCGCCGCAAGACCGGAAUCAGGCAGCUUAGGUUCUUGUCCUGACUUUCUUCCAUAUGGUAGUCUGAAUCAUGAGUCAUGAUCUCAGCUAGUAGAAGAUCUCUUCUAAUGGAAUCUGCUAUGGUGGACAGCUGUGCUGGCGGGUUUGGAGGCGAUGCCGCGUUUUCGCUGAAGUAUUUCAAGGUUGACCAGACAACCGAUGGAGAGCCUCCGAAAUUCGUUUUAUGGCUUGAGGAAAUAUCCAUCGUCCCCAGCAAACAUCUUGGCCUUCCUGUUUGUGACAGUACGCCAAGAUGCUCACCGCGAUGGACUUCUGCAAGUUCUAAAAGUUGGAGCACCCAAAAACGUGAGAUACCUACGCCUCCCUGCUGCAGACGGGAAUAUUGGAGCGGUGCAACUCAUUGCUCUACAUUGUGGUAGUAACCCUAACAACUGAGGUAAUAGCCGGGCUAUUCUUGUUUUUGGUUCUAACUUCUAAGAAGGACUUCUAAAUAUAGAGAAAGUAUUCCGGCUUCCGUGCGAGAGUUUUAAGGUUCGCAGUAGAUAUAAAGUAGCGAGGGCCCUUCUCUCUGGUUGUGGGUUUAUUUGGUGAACCGGUACCCCAUAGCGAAUAAACCUGUGCACACAACCAGAGAGCUGAGCACUCACCGGAGGCGUUGCACAGGGCUCCGGCCUGCCUUUGAAGGUGAGACCUAUGGGGCUGACAGGACGACGAUAGCGCCGGCGCUUAGUUAGUUUUAGCAGUUAGCAGGAUACUUUAGGAUACUUGUUGAUAGUUGCCCUUUUCUCUUUUAUAUCUUCCUCUGUCUGGUCUGUCUUUUUUCUAGUUAGGUCGGCUCCACCACAAAUAUAGAGAAAGUAUUUUUUUAAGCUGUUCAUCUUCGCGCACUUUAAUAUCCAUAUCUUCAACAGUUUACUAUGUAUAUGUAGAUGCAUCAAGAAGAAUCAAAAUAAUUAGUGCUGUUGAGCAAUAGUAUCUCGCUUAAGCUAAGACGAGAACCGACUUUCAUUUUUCUGCAUUCUUACGGCACGGAGUAGGGCCUGUUUGUCAUGAAAAUCAGUGGCCUAAAAAUUGGCCGCGGCGGGCUAAGUCCUGCUGCUUUUUCAAUGGGGUCCGACAAAGAGAGGCGACGGAGGAUGGCGGCAAAGGCUCUGGCGUAGCGUGGCGCUACCAUCUCGGGCCUGUCUCUCUUUUUCGUCUUGCCUCCAUCGGGAAUAUCACGCACAACGAAAACAGAGGAAGAAACAAGGAAGGACGGCCAGCCCUGUGGGUGCGCGGGCUGUCUAUUCCUUGCGCUUGAUAGUUAUACCCGCGCACACACUCACAGAGGCAGGCAGCAUUGAUUGCGAGACGUGCGGGGGAUUGAUUGUGCGUGAAGAUACGCGCAGCGCAAGCCUCGCGCGCGGCGUGCUUUGUGAGUCUUCCUCUUCGUCCUUUUGUCCUUCGGCAGCCGCUUCCCCGAUGCUCCCAGCCAUCUUCACACCGGCGCCCUUUUCUUUUCUCGCCGAGGCCGCCGACGUAUGCUCUGCGUUGGAUGGUCUUUGGCCUUCAGCUUCGUCGCUGUGUGCGCGCGGCUCGUUGCUAGCCUUUGAAAGUCACAAGAGAGGCGAGGGAAGUGCCCCGCACCCUUCCGCCUAGGCUCGCUUGCUGUCCCUCACCUGAUCAGAUGCGCCCCAAGCAAAUGACACUCCACGGCAGCCACCAUCACUGGGGCUCGGCUUUUCUCUCUCGAGGGGGAUCGGCCAGCAACUGACGCCGCCGUCGGCUUGCGUGUGGACAGCUUAGAUGGAUAGUGGCGCCCACGCGCGGAGAAUUAUUCAGGGGCUUGUGGGGCUCCCAGUGAGUCGCCCCAGCCAAGGCCGCCAAACGACUGACCGACAGGCCACUGGCUGCCUGGCGUGGAACUGACGGGGGCUGGCGCAAGUGAGUAAGAGAACACACAAACACGCGCCGCCGGCCCGCCGAGCAAUGCAUGCAACAAGCCAACAGAGCAGAGGGGGCUCACCAAAUGAAAGGCGCGCGCCACGGUGGUUCUGCGUUCUUGCUGUGGCUCUUCCCUCGCGGUGGGUUGCUUUUUCCUUUGGGUGGUUGUGAGAGAGUGUUCCCUCCCACUUGUCGCCCCUGCAAGAAAAGAAGCCAUCAAAGGCGCGCGCCGCCUUGUGUGCAGCCGGGCGUGCGACGUGUAGGGCAUUCCAUUCCAUUCAAUGCCUACCCGCGGCGUUCAGGCUUGAGAGUUAGUAGAACGGAGGAACGGUCGCCGGCCACUCGACCGGCGGGCGGGUGGGCUAGGGGGGUUGCAGCAUGCCCCGGAAAAAUUGCUCACAGCAUCGCAUGCAUGGAAGUCACCACGCCAGCCAACUGCAGCUACACAAAGUGAACGAAAAAGCCACCCACUGCCAGGCUGGCCGCGUUGUCUGAGACGGAUGGCCCCGCGGCUUGUUAUUGAUACCCCUUCCUAGCGAGGGCGGCGCGUGUGGCUUUUUUUUUUCCUCUUGGUGGCUUUGUUCUUGUCUGGUGUCUCGGUUCUUCUUCACUUCGCGUUGCCCCAAGCUCAGGUAGUCUCACUUUGCAGGCGAUCCCGUCUCCGUUUCCCUUGCCUCAAAUCUGAGGCAGGCGCUCGCGCUGAGCUUUGCUUCCUUGUGGGUUCGCUUUGGCGGCGCUUUUGUCGCGCCCAUGCGCCCUAGGCCUCGCUCAUGCACCCACAGUCAGCCUCGCCCCCCUGGCUUUCUUCUGUGUUCUUCUUUUGUGUCGUUUGCCUUUCUCCUCAGAAGUCCGUGACGUGUGUGGGGAUGGGCUAGCUUUUUCUUCUGGCUCAUUCUGAUCUGUAGUUACCCUUCCGUGUCAUAGCCUUGGCCGAGGUUCUUUGACUGAUACGAGACAGAAAAGGCGCGCCCCAUAGAGAAACCUGACACACAGCAGCGCAGGGAAGCCGUCAUCCUUGCGCUAGCUUGUGACAGUGAGCGCUAUGUAUUUAGAUAAGUAUAUAAUACUCAUCUUUGUCCUCUUAGUUGUUGCCAUGAUCAAUCUGCAGCCGAGAUAAUUUUGAAUACUCUUCGUCGAAGAACAAGAUCAAUAAAAAAGACCACAACAUCCAAGAUGACGCUCAAUUAUCGAUCUUCGACGUUCGCUUUGAUAAUCAUGAAGACAGCGUUCACCUUCUAGAGGUCGUGUCUUGCAAUUAUACUUCUACUCCUGGCGCAGCAUCUGCUACAGACAUCUUUCAUCUUUGCAAUCUCACUAUGUAUAUUUAUUUGUUGAUAUUCUUUCUAAGGUCUACAUCAGGCAGCUUAUGCUACUCCAGCAACUACUAGAGCGCUUCCUCCUCUCACUCCACAGGAGUACGACGAGACGGUAAAGGAUGACUGCGGUGACGAUGCCAUUGUUG